AUGGAAUACCGUCGGGCAUCCCUGGCUGCAAAUCGAGAGCAGCAAUCCUGUACAAAUUCUCCCAUAUAUUCCAGCUUCGCCGGUGCCAGUCGUCAAACCAAUGGGAUCGUGUACGAUACACCUGUAACAAUGUGGUGGGACGAAGAACGGAUUGAUGCUACCGUCAAUCGCCAGUUUGUAUUAUCAAAACUACGGCCAGAUGAACAAGCACGACUAGACGAACCGUUGGCUUUUGGAGAUGGCCUGACCGACGAUACUUACAUGGAAUGGAUCGAGGAAAAGUCGAAGCGAAUUUUCUUGAUCUUAGUCGAUCUCGGUGUUCCGGAUCAGAUCUUCGGGGUCAUCGACGAUUCCUGGGAUGACGAUGAUUUACCGGUGCCGCUGGAACAGGUGGAGCGAUUGCAGUUGACUUACGACAGGGAUGAGAAGCUCGAGAAGAGAUUCUUCCACCGCCAAUUUAUCUACCUUCUGAGGAAUGUUCAAAAAGGAGUGCACGAGUACUAUGAUGAUGAAGAGGUGGUUCCUUUGGAACUAGCGGAGAAACGACCUCUUGGAGCUGUCGCGGGUCUCACGCAGAGCAACAUCGACAAGGUUCAUCUACCAGGAAGACCUGACAAUGUUUUUGUGCGCCGACGGAUACCACUAGGUGCCACACCUGGCCGUAUGCCACAAGAGGAGUUUUUAUCUGGUCUGGACACCAUGAAAAUUCUCGAACACGAUCACUUAACGUCUCUAUGGGCCUCAUAUAUUCACCAGGAAAGUGGCUAUGUUCUCCUGGCACCGGUAAAUGAGAGCUCAUUAAAGUCAUUCUUGAACAUGACGCCUCAGUCUGUCAAGAUACUUGCUAAGCAAGACCGUCGCGUACUGAUCCUGAAUUGGCUCCACUGUCUGGCAGACGCUGUCUCAUUUCUCCACAGCAAAGGGCAUGCUCACAAAGCCAUCAAACCUUCCAACAUAUUACUCGACGUAGAUAACCACAUCUUUCUCAGCGACUCAAUUAGUUUCGGCACCGAGAAGGAAGGCUCUGACAAGGAAAUGUACGACUACAAAGCGCCAGAACAGAUAAUCUGGCCACCAACAGCUCCGAGAACUUCGCGUCUGAGUUCAGGCAGACGUUCCGUUUCACUGCAAGGAAACGCAUUUGGCUUCUCAACUGCCCAGCAAAAUUUCUCAGCAUCCGACGACUCUUCCUCGAUGUACACCUUCUCAUCAGCCCCUGCACAAACGCCGUCGGCCUCCAAUAGCGAUUCAUCUUCCAAAUCUUACCUGAGAGAAACCCACGAUCCUCAAAAGGCAGAUAUAUACUCCCUCGGCGCAAUAUUCCUUGAGAUCAUGACCUUUUUGAUGAAACGCAGCUCCCGCAACUUCGCCUCCUACCGCUCCUGCAAAAACAAAACCGCCGGCCGAGGGGGCGGUUUCCCCGAUUCGUCCUUCCACAAGAAUUUCAAGCAAGUAGAGAGCUGGAUGAGCAUCCUCGCUAAGGAAGCCAAGAAGAAGGAGGACAGGGUCUUCAGAGGCAUGAGCCAUAUCCUGGCCUUGAUCGAGAAGAUGAUGAACCCAAACCCGGAAGAGCGGCCUAGCGCCUGUGAUGUUGAGGAGAGGGUGCACCACAUUCUAGUAGAAUUCUGCGGUCUUGGUGCAACGCAGGAAUCCAGGGGCCGGAUCCAUUGUUUGCCGCGAAAGGCAGAAGAAAAAGAGUGGAACUUCGGAUUCGACCAGCUACGUCUGGCUUCACAGCGAGCAGCAGCCGAGGCAUGCGCAAGCGUCAACCCUGUGACGGCGAACGGAGGCACGAUCGGCCUCACAGGAGCCGUGGCAUACAGCCUUGCACGCACGGCAUCAGUGGUGUCGAGCGUGGCCUGGGGUCCAGGGCCUAGCUUUCCUACGCAGCCCAUGUCGCCGACCAGGCCGAGGAUGAUAUCGAGGGAUGCUGAUUCCAUGAGCGUAUCGAGCGGGAACAAGAGUCGGAGUUCGGAGAGCAAGUCGAGGUCCGGGAGUGCGAGUUUGGGGAGCUCGAUGCCGAAUGGGAAGCCCAAGCCCAAGGUUAAGGCGUGGCAGGCCCCCGUUUAUGCUGAGAUAAAUUUUGGAUGA
This is a messenger RNA of Drepanopeziza brunnea f. sp. 'multigermtubi' MB_m1, 2091 nucleotides long. RefSeq lists its product as uncharacterized. Gene Ontology annotation, molecular function: ATP binding; protein tyrosine kinase activity. Gene Ontology annotation, biological process: negative regulation of G2/MI transition of meiotic cell cycle; protein phosphorylation. NCBI's taxonomy places the organism in Eukaryota, Fungi, Ascomycota, Leotiomycetes, Helotiales, Drepanopezizaceae. The record is from RefSeq and is a predicted model, not a curated record. Gene Ontology annotation, cellular component: nucleus; cytoplasm.